AUGGCUAAUAUUUCAGUCUCACAGCUGCAGCAGAAGCUUGAGUUGAUCGGGAAACUCCGCGAGGAGGUUGAUGAGAUAAAGGUAGAGUCCUUAAAAUGGAAAGAAAAUAUGGACCGCCUUGCUGCAGAGAGAGAGACUGCUCGGGCCCAGUUGUCAUCGACCAAAAGUCAACUUCAGAGCCUGAAAGAGAAAAGCUUGGCUCAAGCAAGGGAAAAGGAGGAGAUCGAGGCUCGGUUGGCCUCUGAACUUGCCGAGGCAGAAAAAACAAAGGCCGAUACAGAUGCAAUGGUGGCUAUUUACCGGGCUGAUGCCGAAGCCGCUCAGUUCCAUACGAGCGAGGUUGCCAAUACCGCUCGAACUCGAGCUCAUUGGAUCGCCGAAUUUGCCAAAUGCCAAACUCGGAGGGAAACCCUCGAGGAGAUCCAUGCUCGGGGCUUCGAUCUUUCUGAAGAGAUAACAAAGGUAACAGAGCUUGAAGCUGAAGCUGGGGCCUUGGCCUCCGAUGAUGAUGACGACGAUGAUAAUGACGACGAUGACGAUGACGGGAGCAAAAGCGGGUCUCAGAGUGAGGAGGAGCACGAUGUAGAAAAGACUGCUCCCGUAGAUGAUUAG
This is a messenger RNA of Nicotiana tabacum (common tobacco), 612 nucleotides long. The record is from RefSeq and is a predicted model, not a curated record. Lineage: Eukaryota; Viridiplantae; Streptophyta; Magnoliopsida; Solanales; Solanaceae.